Trichoderma virens Gv29-8 is the source of this 2034-nucleotide messenger RNA. RefSeq lists its product as uncharacterized. Lineage: Eukaryota; Fungi; Ascomycota; Sordariomycetes; Hypocreales; Hypocreaceae. The transcript is spliced from 2 exons. The record is from RefSeq and is a predicted model, not a curated record. The annotation marks the transcript as partial.
GAUCUCGUUGAGGACCUUGACGAGCCCCCAGAACAGAGGCUGUACAUGCCCACGCCCACCAAGCCUCUGCCUUUCCAGAGAGCCCCGAUUCGCCCACAACAGGUCGCAUCCUCGCUACUGACCCAGGCUAUCUUGGGACAGUCUGAUGAGGAGGACAACCACGUUUUCCACCCUUCCCAUGCCUAUAGCCAGCGCCGCCGUUCCAUGGUAAGCAAUGCUAGUAUUGCUUCUACCGCUGAUUUGACCAGCGAUACUGGUCUCACCAGCCCUUCGCGAACCAAUACACCCAGCCCACCUCCCCCGGACCUGUCAAUGCUUCUGGAGGAGCCCGUCAAAGAAGCUCCUCGAAAGCGAUGCAUUCAGUUUGCCUGUGCUGCCAAGCCUCAGGCUCAGCCACAAACCGUCCCUGCUGCUGCUCCGUCAGCUGCUUCUCCUCCUGCGCUCAAGACCCCCCUGGCACAGGAACCGCCAAAGCGCUGCAUCAAGUUCGCCUGCACAGCUCGCCCAUCAUCUGCACAAAAGACUUCCCCCAAGCCCUUUGAGCCCUCCACUCCCAAGCGGAGCAUGACUCUUCCCGUCCCCAUCUCUCCGAGACUCGUGCCUGCUCAGCAGCAGUCUGUCAAGGCUUCGCUUGUUCGACCUCGAUUCCUUCGUGCUUCAUCCACGGAGCUCAUCAAGGACGGAUCUCAGUUCCACGAGUUUGCCAGUGGCAUGGCUCGUGAGGAUGACUGGAUCCGACAACAAGACUCCACUCAAGCUAAGCUUACCAUUUCGGAUACCCUGGUCAAGGAGAACCUGUUUCGCCGUCUAGGAGCUGAAGCCGAAGAGGAGGCUGAGAUGGAGGAGCGAGAGGAAGAUGAGGCCGAGACUGCCAUGGAUGAUGAUGAUGAUGAAGAUGAAGACGACGAGGAUGAUGAGCUUGAUGUCUUGGAUAUCGAUGAUGAGGAUGAGGAUGAGGAUGAGGACGAAGAGGAUGAUGAGGACGAUGAGGCGGAUGACGGCUCCGACGGUUACCACACUGACGAGGAAACUGGCUUCGCUGAUUCCGACGAGGAAGAUGACGAGGACGAAAACAUGGCCAUGUGGACGCCGGGCCGUGCCCCAUCCGUCCCCCGCCAGGUUACUCCCCGCUUGGCUCGCCGACUCUCCUUGACCGAGCACUCGGAUUCUUCCAUUGGCUCCAGGCGCAGCCGUCGUCGUUCCCUCAAGGCUCGCCCCAUUGGACCUCAAGUCGAGGCACCGGACUUGCCAGACAGCACCGACUUCGUGUGCGGUACUCUGGACGAGGAUCGACCCGUUGAGGACGCUUACCUUUCAUGCCUCGCUGCUCGCAGAAACGAGAAGCUGCGCAUUAUCCCCCAAGACAUUGACCCUAGCUUCCCGGCUUCGGACCUUGACGAAGAGGAUGAAGAGGAUGCCUAUGUGGCUGCUGCUGACAGUGAUGAACAUCCUUGGGUCCACGGCGCCAUGGAGGAUCUCGAUAACGAGACAGACCGCGCUCGAAGGAGGCGGAAGAACGAAAACACAUCUCCCCGACGAUUCCGUUCUCCACCUCCCAAGCGACGCGGCUCUCCCGCCCCCAAGCCUCGCGUUCGAUCCCCUAAGCCUCUUUUUGACCGCCAGUCGCCUCGUCGAGCUCGCUCCCCGGCUCCCAAGGCUGUGGCCAUUGCCACUCCCAUCCAGACUCCACGACAGGGUGCACACACCAAGUUCCAGCUUGCUGGCCGCCCUGGUCUAACCCAGACCAAAUCCCUGCCCAGACCCGCAGCUAUCUUCCGCCAUCAGAAACAGCCCAAGGGCUCCAAGACCUCGUCUGACACUGAUGGCCACAUCCGCAGUGCCAUUGACAUUGUCAAGGGCCUUGAGAAGAAGCGCCUGCGCCGCAAGGAAAAGUUCUUCCAAAAGUAUUGCGAUCGUGCCCGACGUGGGCAGAUCCCUGAGCGCAAGCCGCUUCCUGGCCUGGGUGCCGAACGCAUGCGAGAACUUGGGUUGCUCAUGGCGGGUAAGAAGGACCCGGGCAACUACGUUCUCUCG